This is a messenger RNA of Xylona heveae TC161, 952 nucleotides long. Its product is annotated as P-loop containing nucleoside triphosphate hydrolase protein. Gene Ontology annotation, molecular function: ATP hydrolysis activity; AMP kinase activity; ATP binding. Gene Ontology annotation, cellular component: cytoplasm; nucleus. The record is from RefSeq and is a predicted model, not a curated record. The transcript is spliced from 3 exons. Bases 102 to 644 code for a protein of 180 amino acids. NCBI's taxonomy places the organism in Eukaryota, Fungi, Ascomycota, Xylonomycetes, Xylonales, Xylonaceae.
CAUUCCUCUUCACCACUAUCCCAAUCUUCCAAAGGGAAUCUUUCCAGCGAUAAACCAUAUUUUCUUUCUCUACAACUAUCGAAAUCGAAGCCAUCACAAAAAUGGUCAAGAAUAACCCGAACGUUAUCAUCACCGGAACGCCCGGCGUUGGCAAAACCAGCCACUGCGAACUACUUGCGGAAAACACCGGCCUCAAGCACCUCUCUAUCAACCAAAUUGUCAAGGAGCGGGAAUGCCACGAUGGAUAUGACGAUGAGUUGAAGACGUGGAUUGUGGAUGAAGAUAAGCUUCUGGACGCAAUCGAAGAUGAGGUCAAGCAAGGCGGUUACAUUAUUGAUUGGCAUGCAUGCGAUUUGUUCCCGCGCAGCUGGAUCGACCUUGUCGUCGUCUUGCGCACGGAUUCAACUUUGCUCUAUGAUCGACUUUCCGCAAGAGGCUAUCCUCAAGCCAAGCUUGAUGAAAAUAUGGACGCAGAGAUCAUGCAGGUCCUUCUCGACGAAGCUCGCGAAUCCUACGAUGAAGAGAUUGUUGUAGAGUUGCGCAGUGACAGCGCAGAUGAUAUUGAAAGCAAUGUCGAGCGUAUUGAGUCAUGGCUUAAACAAUGGAGGAAGGACCACGCCGAAGAUGGCGAAGAUGAGAGAUGAGCAUAUCAUUUCUCGUCUGCCACAAUCGCGGGGCCCACGGGUCGAACAAUAAUCAAAGACGAUUGCUGGAACUGGGUUCACCAAUGCAACACUCUUCACUGCGCAUCAGCAGUAUACCUGUUCCAACACCCAAGUACAAAAAUGCAGAUACCCAUUAGCUGCCAACAGAAAUCGGUCUCAAAAUCUACAAUCUCCAGAGUUGGCUUCGAAUAUAUCUGAAGCUUCAUGUUACUAUGUUGGGAGCAACUGGACAUCAUUUUCGGAAAUGGUCGAACAACAUAAUCCUUCAGUUUUAAGACAAACAAUCC